This is a messenger RNA of Conger conger (European conger), 3480 nucleotides long. RefSeq lists its product as uncharacterized. The transcript is spliced from 5 exons. The record is from RefSeq and is a predicted model, not a curated record. The coding region runs from base 91 to 738 and encodes 215 amino acids. Lineage: Eukaryota; Metazoa; Chordata; Actinopteri; Anguilliformes; Congridae.
GGGGCUUGUCGCGGAAGACUGUAGACACGGCUUGGUUCCCAAUACACGAACAUCUCUGUGUGCUGAACACACGCAGCUUUGAUUACCAUCAUGUUUUGGGCGUUGGGUCUAUCCCUUUGUGUGGUACUUGUGGCUGGCAACGCGCUAAAUUGCACAAAGUGUGUUGCGGAAGACUGGGCCGCUUGCAGUGGCAUUGCAAACGCAUGUCCGGCUGGGCAGAAAUGCGUGGCAGCAGCGUCUGAAUUAACUGAGGUUGAUUUUAAAAAAGAGACCCAUGUCACCAAGAAGGUUGCCAGAUCAUGUGCUGAUGCUGGCUUUUGCAAUGCUAACUUGUCCUUUAACUUCAAAUAUGCAAGCUGGAAGAUAAGAACCGGGUGUGACAAUGAAGAGCCUGCAGUAAAUAAGGAGGCCAAUGACAAUGAUCUUGAGUGUAUGGGCUGCAUUGCAGUACCAUCACUGUGCAAGAAGACUGUCCAGUGCCGAGGAGAUGAGCACAUGUGCAUCAAAGUCGUUGAACGGGUGGCAGGAAACAUUAUGGUGAGUAAAGGGUGUGCCACCAAGAGUGUCUGCAAGCAAGGUGUGAAUAUCUCGGACGUUCUGGGGCCGGUUCUGCGGGGGAAGGUGUACUGCUGCCAGGGGAACCUCUGUAACGGGGGGAGCCGGCAGAGCGCCAUCAUUCCUCUGCUGCUUUUCCCUCUGCUGGUGUUUCCACUGCUGGUGUUUCAGGUCUUUGCUUGAAAUGCUUGGGAUGCUUGGGAUGCCACCCUGUGCAUCGCAAAUUAUGUUGCACUUGUACGUCGCUCUGGAUAAGAGCGUCUGCUAAAUGCCACGUAAUGUAAUGUAAUGUUCCCGUAACGCAAGCAACCUGCCUGUCAAACUCAAUGCUUUGACAUUAGAGAACAUUAGAGAAGUUUUUUAUUAAAAUAUUUUAUUCAGGAGAAUAUAAUGGGGCCUCAUUUAAACCUCUGCUGAGAAUACAUACUAAAUGUUUGCGUACAUAGAAAUGAGGAAAUGUACGUACUCCAAAUUUAUAAAUUUCCUUUUAUAAAUCCCAAAUCAACUUGGAAUUGUCCGUAAGUGCACGAGCCCAACACACCGUUUAGUUCACUCCCACAAUUACCCAUAAAUUGUUAAAGAAACGCCCUUAAUUAAUAUUGAUAAGCAUAGAAAUGUCCUUGAUAAUCCCUAUGUAGGCUAUGUCUGUGAAUGCCAAUGUCAGAGCGCAAAGCUAAGAAGAGAAAUUUAGAAAGAUAAAUAAGAAAGAUAAUUUGGACAUUGAUCGAAUUGAUUCACAAAAUUCAGCAAAUUUGUCCUCGUUUAAACGUUCAUUUGCUAAUCUAUAACCGACUAUUUUUUCUGAAGUUGGUAAGCUUUGUUUAAAAUAAAUGCGCAUUCACCACCAGCCGUAUCAUUGCGGUUUAUGCAAAAUUGCUAUUUCAGGGGGAUACGAAUGCAAACACCACAGGGAAUUGAAUGCUACAGUACCAAAGAAUGUCUGUUUUAAAUCUGUAGCACUUGCUUCACUUCUGGCUUAUUGUAUGGCGUUUUUUCAUCCGUGUUUAUUUGUUGACGCGUGAAUUCACUCUACCGGCAAACUGAACAUAGCUUUCCACUAUGCGGUAUCUACAUAAAAAUAUACCAUGUUAAUAUACCAUUUACCAUGUUAAUCUCACAACCACGAUUGUCCCUCGCCAUAUAAAAAGCACUGGCAAAAUUUACCGUUACAUAAAAAUAAAUGGGAAGACCAAUUAAAACAUGAAUUCUUAUUUUAACCAAUCCGUUAAAAAAAAAAAAAAGACAUGCAAUCGACCAGCAUGGCUGGACGUAAACUACAGGGAUUUAACUAGCCUACAGAUUGCUGUAAAUGCGAGGUUACACUGCAUGAUGAUCAGUCUGGCCAUUCUCCUCUGACAUCUCUCAUUAACAAGGUGUUUCUUGAUGCCUUUUCCCCCAUUCUGAUGGUUGGUGAACAUUAACUGAAGCUCCUGACCCAUAUCUACAUGAUUUUAUGCAUUGCACUGCUGCCACACAGUUGGCUGAAACUGCCAUAAAUAACUAGGUAUAAUAAAGUAAAAAUUACAUUACAUUACAAAAAUGUUCCCAAUAAAGUGCUCGGUGAGUCGCUAUUUCCCUCUGCCUCCAUAAUGUGCAUCCGCAUGGGUCAAAGUUUCUGUAAAUGUACGCCAAUUUCCUCAUCAAGUUUUUUUUUUUUAAUAAAUCCUAAUUUAUGCUUAGAAAGUGGCAUACGCACAUUUCAAGCCCUUUUUUGUGUGUAUGCAAUGGUUAUAAAUGAGGCCCCUGGACUGAUGCCUUAAAUUGUAGUUACCCCGCAGGCCGAUACUAGUGUCAUUCAGCCAGUGUUUAGCAAAAUUGGCACUCCAGCGGUCCGCAAGCGGCAGACUGACUGGCUGUCAGGCAUUUCUUUCUCAGCUGAUGGUCACCUCAACUAUCUAGCCACCAUUGUUGCAUAAGAAUGCUGUUGUGCUUGUCACUCAAAUUACAGUCCUUGAGACCUGAGAACUGCUUGUUUUCCACUUUUCCUUGACCUGGGAGUCAGGUAUGAAGACACAUAAUUGUUCAGAAGCACUUAAUUGUUCAGUUAAUUACCUGGGCAAAAAGAAAAGCAGGGCUGGAUUUGGAUUUGGAUAUGGUCAUAAUUAUGUAUUUGCACAUGUCAUACAUUCGUGUAAUGUGCCUGUCCAGAUUUCAAGAACUCACACCAACCCGUGUCUUUUUUUUUUUGGUCUCACAACGUAUCAUUUUAGCUAUGCCUCAGGUAGAACUGUAAUGGGAAAAAAUGUUAUGAAGACUCAAGAUUUUGGCCACAUUUUCUUUUCAGUGACAAUUGUCAGUGAAAAUUAUCAACAUUAAAAACCACCAAAAACAAUCCUCUGUGCUCUAGGCUGAAUAUUUUGUUGUUUGACUGAAAUAAUACACAGGUAUAUGAGUUUCUAUGUUGUGCUUAAAAAUUAAUGUAAUCAUACUCCCCAAGUGGUGUUGCCUGGUCUUCAGUCUGUAUAAAAGAAAGUAUGUUCACAACACUGCAUAUUUAAAGGAAUACGGAAUACUCCAACAUUUUGGGUAAUCAAAUAUCUCGUGUUAAGUCUGGGUAAGUCGGAAAAAGGGUAUCUUUCUCAAAAUGUUGGUGUAUUCCUUUAAAAAAUCAACUUUAAAUAUGUUAAUAUCCUGCAAAAAUCCUGCAUCAGUUAUCAGAGUACUAUCUAUCAGAGUAAAAUGUAUUCUAUCAGAGUUAAGUGAACACUGAAUGUUUUUGCUGUGUGAUGACAAAAUGCUAUGCAGUGUAUAGGCUGCUUAAAAACAGGUUUAGUGAGAUGGUUGAAUACUAAGACUUCCUUAUGGUUUUUACUGUUACAGUGACUGUCAAAUAAGUGUAAAAUAUGUAUGUGCCGUUUGUCUCAGUUGUUCUUUCCUGUUAGCUGUGCAAUAAAUACAUGCCUAUUAAAGCCUGUAGCGAAAAGA